GCGUACAACUGGCAAAUAACGGCUAAACCGACUUCAAACCGCCUUUCUGCAUUUAUAAAUGAUCUUUUGGCAGAGCUCAUGGAGUUGGUUGUUACAUUAAGUGUGGGCGAGUUCAUUCCUCAGCUCUCGUGGGUGAGUCGACUCACUGGGUUCGACGCUCGAGUCGAUAGGGUGGCUAGACGAUUUGAUGAGUUUCUUGAUGGAGCGGUCUUGGAGAGCGCGGCUCGUUUGGAGAACAUGAUAGAACGGGGAGAAGAAGAAGAAGAAGGCGAAUCACUAGCCUUUGUAGAUGUCUUACUGCAGCUCCAAAGGGACAGCCCAGACGACUUCCACCUGGAUGGAGACGGGAUCAAAGCAGUCAUCUUGGACAUGUUCAUCGGAGGAACAGAUACAACCUCAACGCUUUUGGAAUGGGCAAUGUCGGAGCUGAUGAAACACCCGAGGGUGAUGAAGAAGCUGCCGGAGGAGGUCAGAAGAGAAGUUGGUCGACCGGCCGGUGAAGGUGUCAUUAUUUUUGAAGCCAAUUUGCACAAGCUGGAGUACCUAAAGCUAGUAAUCAAAGAGACGAUUCGAUUGCACCAGCCAGUCCCGCUGCUACCUCCAAGGCAAUUGAUGCAAGAUGCGACCAUAAUGGGGUACGAUGUAUCUGCAGGAACCAUGAUCCUCACCAAUGCCUGGGGGAUCGGAAGGGACCCGGCCGAUUGGGGGGUAUCGCCUGACGAAUUUCAGCCGGAGCGAUUUCUCCAAGCCAAACUGGAUUUCAAAGGCCAAGAUUUCCAGCUGAUACCUUUUGGAGCUGGAAGGCGAUGCUUUCCGGGGAUUUCUUUCGGCCUCGCCGUCGUCGAGGUGGCGCUGGCAAAUCUGGUGAGGGACUUUGACUGGAAGCUUCCCGGUGGAAUGAGAGGGGAGGAUUUGGACAUGUCUGAGUGUGUUGGUCUUACAGCCCGCCGAGACCUCCCUCUUCUCACCAUUGUCUCUGCCCGCCGCCCAACUUAA
Linum tenue is the source of this 996-nucleotide messenger RNA. The record is from the annotation of a GenBank genome assembly. Lineage: Eukaryota; Viridiplantae; Streptophyta; Magnoliopsida; Malpighiales; Linaceae.